This is a messenger RNA of Culex pipiens pallens (northern house mosquito), 770 nucleotides long. RefSeq lists its product as uncharacterized. The record is from RefSeq and is a predicted model, not a curated record. NCBI's taxonomy places the organism in Eukaryota, Metazoa, Arthropoda, Insecta, Diptera, Culicidae. The transcript has 5 exons. Bases 100 to 621 code for a protein of 173 amino acids.
CAGAAUCACAGGUCAGUGCAGUGCAGCCGUUUGUGUGAAGCGUCAAGGUUUUCGCGUCUGGAUUAGGGAAUCAUUGUUUGGAUUGUUGAGCCGCCGGAAAUGGCUGCUGGGAAGUACUUUUGGAUUGGAGCCGCGUUGCUCCAGCUGGUGGUGCUGGUGCUGGGAGCUCCCGAUGGGAUUAAUAUUUACAAAGAUAUGCUUCGAGUAAAAAACGACGAAGAUGACUACGCGGCAAUGCUCAGUGCGGAAGAUUUCGAUGAGCCAAAACUAGUUUUCUACCGAACUCCGCUAGAUUCCUUCUCGGAUGUGAGCAUGACCGGGUACGGAAAGCGAACCGUUAACCGGUACAAAAACAUGAUGCUCAACAAGGACGCUCCGGAAGCGCUGCUCUUAGACGACCCGUUGCUCCAGGGCAAGGAUGUCGCCGGCCGAAUGUACUUCCCGCGCGUCUCCACCAAACGAAGCCCGGGCGCCAUCCUGAGCUGGGCCAUUCCGGCGGCCAACCGAGUGUCUACGGGUGUUCAACACCAACUACCGACCCCCGGGAAUCAACCGUCCGGCGGCCUAAGCACAACCGAACCUACCACGACCACCACCACCCUUGGACCGAGAAAACACUAAAAACGCCACUGGAUAGGACUUGGCAUCGACACAGGAAGGGGAGGAGAGACAGAGAUAGAGAGAAUGUUAUCGUCACUUGCUUUUUCCGUAGCACACCGCCUAAACAAUAACAAAAUAAUAACAUCAACAACAUUACGCGAUCGCCAACA